AUGGGGAUAUUACAUGAAGAUGUUGUGUUGAUAAAUCAGGCUGAGAAGGCUGGUGAACCAACUGUGAUUACCGUGAAUUGCCCGGAUAAAACUGGGCUGGGGUGUGAUUUGUGCAGGGUUAUUCUCUUCUUUGGUCUCAGCAUUUCCAGAGGAGAUUUUCAGACGGAUGGGAAAUGGUGCUAUUUAGUGUUUUGGGUGGUGGGGAAGCCCAACACAAGGUGGAAUUUGUUGAAGAAGAGACUGUUGGAGGUGUGCCCUUCUUACUUCUCCACAUCAGGCAUCUACUACUAUCGGCCAGAAAAUCAGCAGCCUACCCCGCCAAAUGUUUUCCUCUUGAAGUUCUGGUGUUCUUGCGAUCGAAAGGGCCUUUUGCAUGAUGUUACCAAGGUUCUUUGCGACCUGGAGCUGACCAUUAAACGAGUGAAGGUAUCCACAGCCCCCGAUGGAAGAGUUAUGGACCUCUUUUUUGUCACUGAUGCUAGGGAACUUCUUCAUACCAAAAAGAGACAGGAGGAGACAUUCUGUCGUCUGAAAGAUGUAUUAGGCGAUGCACUGAUGAGUUGUGAGAUUGAGAUGGCUGGAGCAGAAAUUAUUACAGCAUGUUCACAAGUGUCUUCAUUUCUUCCUUCUGCAAUCACGGAGGACAUGUUCAACUUAGAGCUCCCUGAUAGCAGACAGCGGAGUGGUUUUUUUGCUUCCACUCCUGUAUCUGUUACAGUGGACAACACUCUCAGUCCCUCUCACACCCUUGUUCAGAUAUUCUGCAAGGAUCACAAAGGCCUCAUUUACGACAUUAUGAGAACCCUUAAGGACUAUAAUAUACAGAUUUCAUAUGGAAGAUUCUUUGCAAAUCCAAGAGGGAACUGUGAGGUCGACGUGUUCAUAAUGCAAGCGGAUGGGAAAAAGGUGGUUGACCCAAACAAACAGACGGCACUGUGCUCCCGUUUGAGAAUGGAGCUUCUGAACCCUCUUCGAGUAGCGGUGGUCAGUACUGGUCCUGACACAGAGCUUCUUGUGGCAAACCCUGUUGAACUCUCCGGCAGGGGAAGGCCUCUUGUCUUUCACGAUAUCACCUUGGCUCUCAAGAUGCUCAGUGCUUGCGCAUUCUCGGUGAAGAUCGGAAGGUACAUGAUUCAUGAUAGGGAGUGGGAAGUGUACAGAGUGCUGCUUGACGAAAGAGAGGAACGCCCAACUGUGCCAAGGAUGAAGAUCGAGGAAGGUGUGAAGAAAGUAUUGAUGGGUUGGGAAUAA
Linum trigynum is the source of this 1251-nucleotide messenger RNA. NCBI's taxonomy places the organism in Eukaryota, Viridiplantae, Streptophyta, Magnoliopsida, Malpighiales, Linaceae. The record is from the annotation of a GenBank genome assembly.